AUGACUGGUCCCAACCUCCAUCUCGAUAUCACGUUGGGCUGCUUCUUUGUCGGUACUCUGUUCUCACUGAUGUAUCUUUGUGUACUCCCCCAUGGAGUCGAGUUUGAGUCUGUCGCUAGUUUCUGUGGUAUUAUCUUGUGCAACAUCACGGCAACAUUCGUGGGUAUAUGCAGCUUGUUGGCUAUUUCGGCGCUUGUAUACGUUCCGUCCGUACUAGCUUCGGAUGCAUUCAUCACAGCAACCCUGUGCUGGAUCUUGCACGGGCAACGGACAGGAUUCAGAACAACGGAGAUGCUGCUCACAAAGCUCAUAGUUUCUUCAGCAAAUCGUGGCCUCACGAACCUUCAGGAGCAAGGCGACAGACCGUCUGCCUUCCCGGCGAACGAUACUAGCUCCAGAAACACCGAUCAGGCAGAGGGAAGCGAUCGGAUUGAUGGUGAGAAUGUUGUCUGA
This is a messenger RNA of Postia placenta MAD-698-R-SB12, 453 nucleotides long. RefSeq lists its product as hypothetical. The coding region runs from base 1 to 453 and encodes 150 amino acids. The record is from RefSeq and is a predicted model, not a curated record. The transcript is spliced from 6 exons. NCBI's taxonomy places the organism in Eukaryota, Fungi, Basidiomycota, Agaricomycetes, Polyporales, Adustoporiaceae.